Messenger RNA from Corylus avellana, 1012 nucleotides. Its product is annotated as reticulon-like protein B22. The record is from RefSeq and is a predicted model, not a curated record. Lineage: Eukaryota; Viridiplantae; Streptophyta; Magnoliopsida; Fagales; Betulaceae.
UCAGUAGAGACAAGACAAUUUUUUUUUUUUGGAAGAAAAAAGGAAUCUGUAGUAUUACAAGAAGGUUGAAGAAGAGCAACAGAGAGAGAGAGAGAGAGAGGUUGUAAUAGCAGAAAUUAAUAAUAGAAGAUGAAUUGUGAAAUUAAUACAACACAGGAGAUGAUGGCAAUGAUCAAGUGAAUUGUGGUGGCUUUGAGAGGGGAAAUGGAUAGCAGCAGCAACAACAACAACAACAAUAAUAAGAGCAAGGGGAGCAGGCAAAGGAGAAGGAGCCGAUUUGGGAAGCCAUUGAUAGUGCUGAUCAGUGGUACGUUGGUGUACUACCACUGCGCCUACAGGAAAGCCAGCCUUCUCUCCUUAGUCUCCGACGUCCUCAUCGUCCUCAUCUGCUCCCUCGCCAUUCUCGGCCUUCUCUUCCGCCAAUUGAACAUCUCGGUGCCCGUGGAUCCACUUGAGUGGCAGAUUUCUCAGGACACUGCUAAUAGCAUUGUUGCGUGGUUAGCUAACACUAUUGGGGCUGCUGAGUCUGUUUUGAGGGUUGCUGCCACGGGGCAUGACAAGAGGCUGUUUUUCAAGGUGGUGGUUUGUCUUUACAUACUAUCAGCUUUGGGACGAUUAGUUUCUGGUGUUACAGUUGCCUAUGCUGGACUCUGCUUGUUUUGUGUUUACAUGUUGACGGAGAACUUUCAAUCAACCAGCACAUGUGUGUCUCAGUUUCUGAGGGGAAGAAAUGGCACUACUCCAGAGCAGGAGAUAAUGUAGACUACACGUUUUUGUAAUUCAUAAUGAAUGUUCACCGUUUUCUUCCUACUAUUUUGGUCACCCUCUUGAUCGAGUUACAAGUAGAGAGCAUGGUUAAGAUAGCCUUCAAAUUUAGAUAACUGUGAACAACAUAUACGAAUUCUCUGGCGUGGGGGAGAAUAUGUCCUUGCUUACCAACCCCGAAAGUGCUGCAACCCAACCUCGUAUCUUUUUGUUCCAAACGACGGUAAUAAAACUUUUUUCUAGUGCC